AUGUCAACCUACAUGUUCGAACCUUUAUGGGAUUUCACCAUGUCCUCAAAAUUGUUUGAGACAAUACACAACAUUUCUGAAUCGACUGAGUCAACAACUACAAGCUCUACACUAACAACUACUGAGUCGACAACUCAAUCGUCAUCAGCAGCAACAUCUGAACUAUCUACCAAGUCAACAACACAAACAUCCACAGAGUCUACUACUCCAAUUUCUACAGAGUCAACAACACAAACAUCCACAGAGUCUACUACUCCAAUUUCUACAGAGUCGACAACACAACCAUCAACAGAGUCUGCUACUCUAAUUUCUACUGAGUCGACAACACAACUAUCAACAGAGUCUACUACCGGAACUUCUACUCAGUCGACAACACAAUCAUCAUCAGAAUCUACUACCGGAACUUCUAUUCAGUCGACAACACAAUCAUCAACAGAGUCAACUACACCAGUUUCUACUCAGUCGACAACACAACCAUCAACAGAGUCUACUACCGGAACUUCUACUCAGUCGACAACACAAUCAUCACCAGAGACUACUACAGGAACUUCUACUCAGUCGACAACGCAAUUAUCACCGGAGUCUACUACUCCAAUUUCUACUCAGUCCACAACACAACCAUCAACAGAGUCUACUACCGGAACUUCUACUCAGUCGACAACACAAUCAUCACCAGAGACUACUACAGGAACUUCUACUCAGUCGACAACGCAAUUAUCACCGGAGUCUACUACUCCAAUUUCUACUCAGUCGACAACACAACCAUCAACAGAGUCUACUACCGAAACUUCUACUCAGUCGACAACACAACCAUCAACAGAGUCUACUACCGGAACUUCUACUCAGUCGACAACACAACCAUCAACAGAGUCUACUACCGGAACUUCUACUCAGUCGACAACACAAUCAUCACCGGAGUCUACUACCGGAACUUCUACUCAGUCGACAACACAAUCAUCAUCAGAAUCUACUACCGGAACUUCUAUUCAGUCGACAACACAAUCAUCAACAGAAUCUACUACUGGAACUACUGAGUCAACAACUCUGGCCUCUACGCAGUCAAUUACCGGAACUUCUACUGAGUCAACAAGCCAUUCAUCAUCUAUUUCAACUUCUAUACCUUCUAUCCAAACUACAACAAUAUCAUCUACGCAGUUAACAUCAAUACCCUCUACUGAAAUAACAACUCAGUCCUCUACCGUAAUUAUUACUGUACCUUUAACUGCUUCAACAACUCAAUCACCAUCAGCACCAACUUCAGUACCCUCUACUGAAGUAACAACUCAAUCUUCAUCAGUUUCCACUUCUGCACCAUCUACAUUGUCAACAAGUCAAUCCUCUACAACACAGUCAUUACGAACUACAAUAUCAACUCAACCUACAAGUGCAUCAACCACAGUAUUAACGACAGCAUCAACAACAGAUCAAACAUCUGCAUUCAGUACAACAUCUAUACCAUUAACUGACUUAACAACUCAGUCAUCAUCAGUUUUAACAUCCAUAUCUUCUACAGAGUCAACAACUCAAUCCUCUAUCGAGUCAAAUACUACGCCAUCAACUGAAUCGACAACUUUAUCCUCAUCAGUUUUAGUUUCUGAACCCUCUACAGAAUUAACAACCCAAUCUUCUACGGAUUCAACUUCUGAUCCCUCGACAGAGUCAACGACUCAAUCAACGUUAGCAGUAACUUCUUCAUCUUCUACUGAAUCAACAACACAAUCAUCAUCAUCAGUAGAAACUUCUGUAUCUUCUACUGAUUCAACAACUCAAUCAUCAUCAGUUUCUAGUUCAGAACCUUCUACACAAUCAACAACUCAAUCUUCCUCAGUUUCUAGUUCUGAACCUUCUACACAAUCAACAACGCAGUCAUCAUCACUUUCAACUUCUGAAUCUUCUACUGAGUCGACAACCUCUACAACUAUUUCCACGACAUAUUCAACAACUAUCUCGUCAUCUACAUUAUCGACUCAAGCGAUGACACUUGCAACAGCUCCAUCAAAAGUGUGCUCAGAGAGACAAAUAUAUAACGCCAAUGCCUUGCACAUAAAAUGUCAAACCUCCUGUGCUUAUCCUUACGGUCAACCUGAUUGUCCUAAAGGAUUUUAUCCAGGUUGUGUAUGCAGACCAGCACAACCUGUCAGAAACGCAAACAAUGUAUGCAUCAUUCGCGAGAACUGCCCAUCAAGAACUACUACGGCAUCGUCAAAGAUUUGUGGUACAAAUGAAACAUAUGAUGCAAGAGCAGCACAACCUUCAUGCCGACCAACUUGUGAAAAUCCUCAAGGUCUAAGAAUAUGUAGUUCAACCUUAUAUCCUGGUUGUGUUUGUCUUCCAUUGUAUGUCAGAAAUACAAUCACUAAUCAAUGCAUUCUUCGAUUAGAAUGUCCUGGAACAAAUAUCGCUUCAAGACGAAAGCGCCAAACUUCACUUUGUGGAACGAAUCAAUUGUAUGAUGCAAGAGCACCACAUCCAGACUGCAGACCUUCUUGUGAGAACCGACAGGGGCCAACAAUUUGCAAUAAAAUUGGCCUUUAUCCUGGAUGUGUCUGCAAGACACCCUACAUCAGGUAUAGAGUUACCAAUCAAUGCAUCCUUGCAACCGAUUGUCCAGCUGUAUACAUUGUAAUGGACAGUGGUGGUUAUGCUGAUUACUUUAAUAAUUAUUACAAUAACAGAUAUUUUUAUUAGAACAAUAGUACACUAGAAAAUUAUUAUAUUCUAAAACUACUAUCUAUUAACUACGUAAGGAUGAUUUUUUCUAAUUUUGACCUCCUCUCCUCCCCAUGUAAAGAUAUAUAAGAUUUCUCACACUGAACCUCAGCAGCACAGUUACUAGCUACGAACGACGCAUAAAAAUCAAAGUCUUGUUAUAUUAAUUUCCGUGCUGGACCACGAAACUCUUAAAAUUCAUAAAACACUAUUAAAUUUUAUAAGAAAUUACUUACGAUCAUAUCGACGACGAUAUUUCACGAUUUGUCAAGAAUAAUAGUGGUGUCCACAACCGAAUUAAUUUGAGUGCUCACAACUAAACUUUACCAUCAUUUUAAAACGUCAUGAAAAAAAUUUUGCUUGUGAACAUUGUUGUGAUACUUGGUAUUGGAUCACAAAAUGUAACAUAUUUACUGUGUAAAUACGCAUUGAACUUAUCAUUUUAAUUAAUUCACUUCGAUUUGUUGAACAUUUAAUAAUAUUUAAAAAUAGAUUUUUGUUAUCUUCAACGUGUCGAAAAAUUAAUUUAUAUAGUAUAAAGCACAGGUGGCCAAUAACGACUUUUGUAUUCGCAUAAAAAACUAUGUUCGGUCAUAACACACACAUGAUAUUUGUCAGAUUUGAGAAAUCUCAUUUCUGUCAAAAGUUCUGCGGGGGUGUCCAUAACCGAACCUCUUCCUCUAUUGUAAAAAUUAAAAUUUCGCAAAACUGUUCAACUUGUAUUUUUGUUUUAUCGUAUAGAGUAGAAAAAAGUUAAAAUCAUAGAAAAUUCUCACCUAUUCAAAAAUGAUGGCUCACUUCACAAAUUAUGACACAUUGAAUAAGAAAAAAAUUUCACUCAGUCAUUUCUCAGAAAAUUAAAGUGGUUCACUGUAGACACUGGUUCAAUGUAGCCCACUCUCACCUAUUUCUUUCAGUCUAAAUUGCAAAAUUCAAUAUGGCCGAUUUUACAUGGCUGCCGCAUUGUCAAUAAAUGAAAAUUCGCUUAAAACUUAGUAGUCGGUGAGUUUUCUAGGUGGCUCAUUACGAAUCUGGUAUUGGUUUUUCAAAAUUCAAAAUGUCAGCUCAAAUAUGGUGGAAAAUUUUAAAAAAACUUAAUGAAUUCCGAGAUCAAUUCAUUUGAAACUUAUUAAUUUCUGGUGUUAAGUUCUUAAAAUUCGAAAUAGCGGAUCCAAUAUGGCUGCCAACGUUUUUAAAACGUGAAGGAUUUGCUUGAAGCUUGUCACUCGGAGGUUUUUGAGAAUGCUGAUUACGAAUUCUGUUUCAAUUUUUCAAAAUUCAAAAUGGAGAAUCCAAUAUGGCGGCCGAUUUCUUAAAAAAUUUAACGGAUUUGCUUGGAAUUUAUGGUUUAUGGCCAUUAAUGGGUUAAAUAAAAAUUUGGUUUCAAAAAUAAGUAGAAAAUAAAAAAUUAAAGAAGCAAAUUAUGUUUAAUUGAUCAACAUUUUUUUUUAAUGUUUCGAAAUGUUUUCUUUGGCACGACGCCAUUCUUAUAUGAAAAAGUCAAAAACUCUAUAAUCUAUAGGGUGCAUGUGAAACGGGGCUCAUUGAACAAAAUGGCGUUUCACCCUUGAAGGGUGGUGCAAAUAUAUGAGUAUUCCAACCCUCGUUCCAUGUUCCAACCUCUGGGCUAUAGGCUGCCAUGUAAGGAUACGUAAUGUAACAGUAUACAUAGCUGAGAUCUUGAGGGUAACAUAGGUGUAUAGACCAUAGGGGAUCGCAGGCAUUGUCAGUUGUCCAUGUGUCGCUAAUGCGACUCCCAUAGGGGGUCAUUUCUAUUCUAUUUCCCUUUUAUGGGGUGUUCAACUGCCCUUCCCUUAUCGUUUAUGGUAAACGCAUCAUGGACACCCCACAAGGGUGCUGCAGAUUGACGUGAAAUCAAUGAACAAAGUCAAUGGGCUUGCCUGCUACCGAGAAAACUACCUCCAACUCCUCGCAUGGCAAAGCCAUACAUACAUUCAAAUUCAAAUACACUUAUUUCCACUUACAAUUUUCAUUAACCACUUUGACAAUUUACUUUGUCCUCUCAGUUUGUUCUUCGUCAUGAUCUUUUUAAUAUUUUUAUAAUAAUACAUUGUUAACAAAUUAUCAUUAUUAUUCUUAAAAAAUAUUUCUUGAAAUUUUAAAUUCUAGUUUACGUUGCUUAAAAGUAUACAAUUUCUAUGCAUUUAUGGCUGAGAAUUGAAUUUUAUUCACACACAUUUUAAGAUUAAAGAAAAUCAUCAAACUUGUAAAAAUGAAAAAUUCUUGUGUUUUUUAAAAUUAAUACUUUUGGUAUAAAAUAUGAUCCGUUUUAUUCGCAUAAAAGCAUAUAGGUUGAAAUUGAUCAAAGAAUUUUCUUGUUUUGGGCAUUAAUGGGUUAAUAUUUCUUUUCUCUUUAUAAUUAAAUAUAUUCAUGUUACAUAUUUUUAUCCAUGAGCAGAAAAGAGAAGCUAGAGAGAAGCUAGCUUAUAAAAACGAGGAGAUUGCGUUUGUCUUUUUCUUCCCAUUUCCGUUCAAGUAUUUAUUGUGCUUUGAUGGACGUGUCUACACAGAGCUGACAAAGGCAGACAUUAAUACCUUAAACCUUACGUUCUUACUGUUUAACUUAGACAUGUAGUCUCUUUUACAGCUUAUUUGUUGGUAUUUAUACAUUUCAUAUUUGGGCCAAAUGAACAACUAUAUGGAUACUCCAACAAGUAACUAUAUUUAUAAAAAGGGAUUGAUUCUUCGUAAAUUAAUUAGGUAGUUAGUAAAAACUAUAAUUAUAAAAGUAACAUGU
Leptopilina heterotoma is the source of this 5467-nucleotide messenger RNA. RefSeq names its product flocculation protein FLO11-like. The coding region runs from base 1 to 2688 and encodes 895 amino acids. Lineage: Eukaryota; Metazoa; Arthropoda; Insecta; Hymenoptera; Figitidae. The record is from RefSeq and is a predicted model, not a curated record. The transcript is spliced from 8 exons.